AGCCAUAGAUUCUCACAGAUGAAGGACCUUUUUCGCUUGAGAUUCUGUAGGUUUUCCUUUCUGGAAAUGCUUAGGGAGCUUUGAGCCAUGACCUGCAGCUCAGGGAUUUGAGUCCUUCCGUUGUUAAGGAUUUAUUAUAGCAUGUGAAUAUGCCACUUAUUAAAGUGCCAGUGGUACAGAAGUUUGGAAUACAGGCCAGUACGCAACAGGAUGAACUACUAAAGAGAUUUUUGAAAAAAACAUUGCUGAGUUGCAAUGCAAAAUCUAAAUACCCUUUAGAAGUCACAGAAGAGUUUGUUCAGAAGUUCAAUCAUGCAAAAAGUCCAAAGGAUAAAGAAUCUUUACUAGAAAGAGCCAAGAAAAUGCUAGCCAGAUGUAAGAGAAGAUUAGGAAUUAAUGUGUUAAGUUCUGGAAAACAUGUGGAUCUUAUGAGAGGCUGGACUGAAGCACUUAUAUUGGUGCACUGCAGUGGUGAAAUCCAAGAAGAGGCUUUGGAUCUCCUUUUAGUUUCUUUAGACCAAGCUCCAAUAGAUCUGGAACAUAUCCCUGUUUUACUUUCUGUCGCUGAAUCCAUUUUAUUCCGUCUCUCUCUUGAUGUGGCAUGGGAACCUUACUUAUACUCAACGGAAGUCAAGUUCUCAAAGGUUGGAUUUUUGGUUUUUUUAAGGCUCCUUGUUUUUCAUUUGUCUGGUCAAUUGGAGGUCUCUGAAGAACAGAUAGAUGGGCUUCAAAUAGGAUUAAAUGCAUUUUCACUUAGUGAACUACGCUACUUAUCAUUUCCAAACCUCUUCCUGGCUGUGAAUUUUAUGCGGGAGUCUGGAGAAACCAUAUGUGGUGCUGUGGUACUUUCUGAAUCAUUAUCAGCAUCUGAUGUAAGCUUGGAAGGUCGACAGGAUCAGACUCUUCUUGGCACGACAGUUCAAUUAGAAGUUGAACAAAAAGAAUUCAAGAUUCAGUCCUUUGUUUGGCAUUGCCUUGUUGUUUGGGUAUGUGUAAACAACAACUCUUCACAACUAGAUGAAGUGCUCCAGCAUCUUCUGUUCUGUAAGGAAGAGCUCUGCCAAAAAAACUGGUUGGCUUCAAUAUUAGGUUUGUUGGUCCUUGGGGAGGCCGCCAAAUUAAACUUGUCCUGCUUGAAGGUUUUAAUGGACCUAGUGAGAGAUUUUAUUUCAAGCUCUAUGUCUCUUCAGAAGCAGGAAGAGAGGUCCAUAACUUAUCUACCAUCCUGGCCCUGGGAAAUAUGCUACAUGUACAUCUGUGUGCUCCGAGACAUUUGUUUAAGUGCUAAUACAUCAGAUUUACAAAAAACUGCUUUUCUUGGAUUCUGUGAUUGCAAAAAAACAUCAGAACAUCCAGAUGAAUUAAGAGGGGCAAGUUUUUUUGACCUUUUGCAAUAUAACCUUUCACAAACUCCAGCAGAUGGUGAAGAUCUAUUCUGGGUUAUUCGCUAUGGUUUGGUUCACAAUCUAGUUAUGAUGUGCAGUGAACUCAGUGGGGAUGUGAGCCGAGAAGGAUUAAGGAAUGCAAUGUGGAAAGCUUUACAGAAACAAAAGAACAGUAUAAAGGAUGACAGAAUCCUGACAGCUGUAACAGUAGCUGAGGAUGAGGCAAAGGCUCUAGCAAACCCUUUAAUUAGUUCAAGUGGAAAAGCACCAUCAGCUCCCAGAACCAUAACCUCCUUCCACUAUAUAGGCGGGCGAAUUGCCAGUGCAAUGUGCCAGUUCUUUUUACCACCCAUUGGCCCCAACAUCCCUCUGUCAAACAAACCUCUAAAGAAGCAACCUUCACCACAACAUCAAGACUCAAAGCAGACCCAUAUGGAAAAAAACCCUGCACGUCCUUCUUUAAGGUCUGCAGAAUGGUGCCCAAGAAUGUCAGUUAAAUCUUUUAUACUCCACACUUUUGUUUUGUCUCUUCUCUGUAGUGUAGUUCUUAAUUCUUCAGCUGCCCCUAUAAUUCUUAGUGUAAAUGGACAGUGGUAG
Messenger RNA from Alligator sinensis (Chinese alligator), 1982 nucleotides. RefSeq names its product transmembrane protein 232 (gene TMEM232). The record is from RefSeq and is a predicted model, not a curated record. The transcript is spliced from 13 exons. NCBI's taxonomy places the organism in Eukaryota, Metazoa, Chordata, Crocodylia, Alligatoridae. The coding region runs from base 150 to 1982 and encodes 610 amino acids.